AUGGACAUGGAGAUGAACGCCGAUUUGGACGACGAGGGAAGCGAGAGCAGCCAGCCGUCCUCGGAGAGGAGCUCGGCGAGCAGCACGUUUUGUACUCUGGAGAAAGAUUAUGCGAGGAUAACGAACGAGAUGAAGACUAAUGAGGCGCUGGCACCCUUCGAGGCCGAGUACGCGAGGCUCUACGAGUCCUUGUACACAGCGCACCGAAACGAAAAGGAACUGUCGGAGCAGUGCCUCUCGCUCAGGAACGAGCUCGAGGACAACACGUACAAGAUUUACGAGCUGAGGAAGACGGUGGAGACGCAAGAGGACGAGAUAGCCGAAUUAAAGCAGGAAGUGGUGAACACGACCAAGUUGGCCGAUGCGGCGCACGCGCGCGAGCAAAACGCCCAGGAGGUGAUCGAAAACUUGCGACUCAACAUCGCGAAACUGGGCUUGGAGAUCGAGCAAAAGAACAAGCAGCUGGCGGCCGAGAAGGAGUGAGUGAGUCUACUCCUCUACGGGAGGAAGGAUGAGUUCGCUUGCAUCGUAGCAUCCCUGGGAUGCGAAACCGCAGGAUGUGAAAAAUAACGCCGAUUUCGUCCGAAAUUGCCGAGUGCUUUCGCGAUAAAAAAGAUGGACUUUUCUCCUCUUUCUCUCUUCCUUUUAUUUAUUUACUUUUUUUCU
This is a messenger RNA of Camponotus floridanus (Florida carpenter ant), 666 nucleotides long. RefSeq lists its product as uncharacterized. Lineage: Eukaryota; Metazoa; Arthropoda; Insecta; Hymenoptera; Formicidae. The record is from RefSeq and is a predicted model, not a curated record. Bases 1 to 483 code for a protein of 160 amino acids. The transcript is spliced from 4 exons.